This is a messenger RNA of Procambarus clarkii (red swamp crayfish), 2637 nucleotides long. The record is from RefSeq and is a predicted model, not a curated record. NCBI's taxonomy places the organism in Eukaryota, Metazoa, Arthropoda, Malacostraca, Decapoda, Cambaridae.
AUGUCACCCAGUGCACACGUAAUCCAGUGCAAACGUCAUCCAGUGCACACUUCACCCGGGGCACACGUCAUCCAGUGCUCAUUUCACCCAGUGCACACUUCAUCCAGUGCACACGUCACCCAGUGCACACGUCAUCCGGUGCACACUUCACCCGGUGCUCACUUCACCCAGUGCACACUUCAUCUGGUGCACACCUCACCCAGUGCACACGUCACCCAGUGCUCACUUCACCCAGUGCAUAUUCCCCCAGUGCACACUUCAUCCAGUGCACACGUCAUCCAGUGCACACGUCAUCAAGUGCACACUUCACCCAGUGCACACGUCAUCCAGUGCACACGUCACCCAGUGCACACGUCAUCCAGUGCACACGUCACCCAGUGCACACUUCAUCCAGUGCUCAUUUCACCCAGUGCACACUUCAUUCACUCUGUCAACUUGCUAACCGAGGGGCGUACUAUGGGAAGUACAGUAUCUGGUACUACAGUUAGUACAGUACCUGGUACUACAGGUAGUACAGUAUCUGGUACUACGGGUAGUACAGUAUCUGGUACUACGGGUAGUACAGUAUCUGGUACUACGGGUAGUACAGUAUCUGGUACUACGGGUAGUACAGUAUCUGGUACUACGGGUAGUACAGUAUCUGGUACUCCGGGUAGUACAGUAUCUGGUACUACGGGUAGUACAGUAUCUGGUACUCCGGGUAGUACAGUAUCUGGUACUACGGGUAGUACAGUAUCUGGUACUAUGGGUAGUACAGUAUCUGGUACUCCGGGUAGUACAGUAUCUGGUACUACGGGUAGUACAGUAUCUGGUACUCCGGGUAGUACAGUAUCUGGUACUCCGGGUAGUACAGUAUCUGGUACUCCGGGUAGUACAGUAUCUGGUACUACGGGUAGUACAGUAUCUGGUACUACGUGUAGAACAGUAUCUGGUACUACGGGUCGUACAGUAUCUGGUACUACGUGUAGAACAGUAUCUGGUACUAUGGGUAGUACAGUAUCUGAUACUACGGGUAGUACAGUAUCUGGUACUCCGGGUAGUACAGUAUCUGGUACUACGGGUAGUACAGUAUCUGGUACUACGGGUAGUUCAGUAUCUGGUACUACGUGUAGUACAGUAUCUGGUACUCCGGGUAGUACAGUAUCUGGUACUACGGGUAGUACAGUAUCUGGUACUACGGGUAGUACAGUAUCUGGUACUACGGGUAGUACAGUAUCUGAUACUACGGGUAGUACAGUAUCUGGUACUCCGGGUAGUACAGUAUCUGGUACUACGGGUAGUACAGUAUCUGGUACUACGGGUAGUUCAGUAUCUGGUACUACGUGUAGUACAGUAUCUGGUACUACAGGUAGUACAGUAUCUGGUACUACGGGUAGUUCAGUAUCUGGUACUACGGGUAGUUCAGUAUCUGGUACUACGGGUAGUUCAGUAUCUGGUACUACGGGUAGUACAGUAUCUGGUACUACGGGUAGUACAGUAUCUGGUACUCCGGGUAGUACAGUAUCUGGUACUACGGGUAGUACAGUAUCUGGUACUACGGGUAGUUCAGUAUCUGGUACUACGUGUAGUACAGUAUCUGGUACUACGGGUAGUACAGUAUCUGGUACUACGGGUAGUACAGUAUCUGGUACUACGGGUAGUACAGUAUCUGGUACUACGGGUAGUUCAGUAUCUGGUACUACGGGUAGUACAGUAUCUGGUACUACGGGUAGUACAGUAUCUGGUACUACGGGUAGUACAGUAUCUGAUACUACGGGUAGUACAGUAUCUGGUACUACGGGUAGUAUAGUAUCUGGUACUACGUGUAGUACAGUAUCUGAUACUACGGGCAGUUCAGUAUCUGGUACUACGUGUAGUACAGUAUCUGGUACUACAGGUAGUACAGUAUCUGGUACUACAGGAAAAAGUACAGUACCUGGCACUACAGGAAGUACAAUACCUGGUACUACAGGAAGUACAGUACGUGGCACUACAAGUGGUACAGUACCUAGUACUACAGGAAGUACAGUACCUGGUACUACAGGAAGUACAGUAUCUGGUACUACAGAAGUAGAGUACCUGGCACUACAAGAGGUACAGUACCUUGUACUACAGGAAGGACAGUAUCUGGUACUACAGGUUGUACAGUACCUGGCACUACAGGAAGGACAGUAUCUGGUACUACAGGUUGUACAGCACCUGGCACUCCCUGUACAAUCUUCUGGACUGGCUACAGCAGCUGACUCACUCGUGGUAAACAGUCAGGUCUCGUCUGAAAAAUUUCGCAGAAACUUUGAACCCUCUCAUCCUGUGUCACUGUUUGAUGGCAGAACCCUCUCAUCCUGGUCACUGUAUGCUGUCAGAUCCCUCUCAUCCUGGUCACUGUAUGCUGUCAGAUCCCUCUCAUCCUGGUCACUGUUUGAUGGCAGAACCCUCUCAUCCUGUGUCACUGUUUCAUGGCAGAACCCUCUCAUCCUGUGUCACUGUUUCAUGGCAGAACCCUCUCAUCCUGGUCACUGUUUCAUGGCAGAACCCUCUCAUCCUGGUCACUGUUUCAUGGCAGAACCCUCUCAUCCUGUGUCACUGUUUCAUGGCAGAACCCUCUCAUCCUGUGUCACUGUUUCAUGGCAGAACCCUCUCGUCCUGGUCACUGUUUGA